Messenger RNA from Kockovaella imperatae, 1171 nucleotides. RefSeq lists its product as hypothetical. Gene Ontology annotation, biological process: regulation of DNA-templated transcription. The coding region runs from base 319 to 942 and encodes 207 amino acids. The record is from RefSeq and is a predicted model, not a curated record. NCBI's taxonomy places the organism in Eukaryota, Fungi, Basidiomycota, Tremellomycetes, Tremellales, Cuniculitremaceae. The transcript has a single exon. Gene Ontology annotation, molecular function: zinc ion binding; DNA-binding transcription factor activity, RNA polymerase II-specific.
GCAGACAGUUUCACGCGAUAGCCCAUUACAACCUUUACCACCCACAGAUCGCUCUGGCCCUUCCGUUUUCCAAUGAUACAUAAGUGCAGACUCUUACGAGCUGCGUCAUGCCUCCUUUAUCCAUUUAGCCUCCUUUCUCGCUCGUCUCCUGCUAUAGCAGAGGAAAAUUACGAGCGCGGAGUUAGUAUCUGGAUAGUCGAUAAAGCUAUAUAAACUUCAUACAUUCUGAUUGCCCCAGCGCUAACAAAAACGGAUAUUUUUGCGCCUUCUAAUACAGACCCUACACACUGCCACAGCUUCGUCGAUUGUUCCAUCACAAUGUCCAUCCCAGCCCCAACCGAGACACGACACUUCACAGUGGAUUGGAAUACCAUACUAUCGUGGCAGACGGGGACCUGGGGGGAUGGGUCCGACUGUGUCUCUAUAGUCUAUCCCAUCACUUACCUGGGCGACUCACAAUUUCAGAAAAUGAAGGACGAUCAAGCAAUGAACGAAACAUCAGUCUCUCACAACACAUGUCCAGGAUACGGCUGGGAGGAGCAGAUGCUUAAUUCGGCGCCAACGUCACAAGGUAAUGAAUCGCAAUAUCUUGCGGACAAUCAUGGCGUGAUGAGUCCCUUGUUUUCCGUGUCACAUCAGAAUGACUUUGAUCCCGCAACGGAAUGUUCUCACCAGGCCCACAGGCGGAUCGAUGCUAUCGAGAGCAACCUAUAUGACUUGUUCGAAAAAGGUGCUCUCGCAGGGUCAAGCGAAUUGGAGCACUACUUCUCCAAUAAGAAGGGGACGUCAUCUCACUCCAAACCCAGAAAAGAUAGACGAGUAAAUCGACCCAUCCUGACUUGUCAGAGCUGCCGGAAUAGCAAGCUCAAGUGCGACAAGGGAAGACCCUGCGAUACCUGCUCAAGGCUCGGCAAGCGGUGUCAAUAUGCCUCCACGUCGUGAUCGGGGGAUCUGCUUGAUCCGAUCGGACUUCAUGCCCGACGGAGAUCGUAUCGCUUGUAGCCGGUAUUUCGGUCUCAGGGGGUAUGUUAAACAGUGAUAUUCCCGAACAGUAGGUCGGUAGAGAGGCACAAAGAAGGGAGGCGACAACCCCUUUUCUUCGGGAACGUGUGUCCUACUUUGCUCUUCUGCCGACACCUUCCUCCCAUGCAUUGCCAGCAAGCUGUCCAUG